Messenger RNA from Maniola jurtina (meadow brown), 556 nucleotides. RefSeq names its product 40S ribosomal protein S11 (gene RpS11). The record is from RefSeq and is a predicted model, not a curated record. NCBI's taxonomy places the organism in Eukaryota, Metazoa, Arthropoda, Insecta, Lepidoptera, Nymphalidae. The transcript is spliced from 4 exons. Gene Ontology annotation, cellular component: cytosolic small ribosomal subunit; ribosome. Gene Ontology annotation, biological process: translation. Gene Ontology annotation, molecular function: structural constituent of ribosome. The coding region runs from base 62 to 532 and encodes 156 amino acids.
UUCUGUACUUUCGUGAUGGUCACACUGAUUGAUGCACAUUUUCUUUUAAUUGUCAAGCAAGAUGGCGGAUCAGACCGAACGUUCAUUCCAAAAGCAACCGACGGUCUUCUUGAACCGUAAGAAAGGCAUUGGUGUUAAACGAAGCCGGAAACCACUGAGAUACCACAAAGACGUGGGUCUUGGUUUCAAGACACCAAGAGAGGCAAUUGAAGGUACCUACAUUGACAAGAAAUGUCCAUUCACUGGCAAUGUCUCAAUCCGUGGACGUAUCCUCACUGGCGUGGUUCAAAAGAUGAAGAUGCAGAGGACCAUUGUCAUUAGACGAGACUACCUCCACUACCUGCCCAAAUACAACAGAUUUGAGAAGCGACACAGAAAUAUGUCUGUCCAUUUGUCGCCUUGCUUUAGGGAUGUGGAACUCGGCGACAUUGUGACCAUCGGUGAAUGCAGGCCGCUGUCCAAAACUGUACGGUUCAACGUUCUUAAGGUUUCCAAGGGCAAGGGCUCCAAGAAAUCUUUCAAAAAAUUCUAAUAUAAUAAAGUUACUUUAUAAGUA